AUGCAGCAGCGGUGCGUGCGACAUGUCUCCUCUCGCGUUGACUGGCUGCUCCGUGGCUUUGGGCUGACGUCUGGCAGGGGAUGGUUCGCAUCCCCGAGGCUGUGCUGUCAGGGUCGGCUGUACGCGAGUCAGUCAUCAGAGUUUGCCAUUGAGACAGAGACCCUUAGCCAUCACUGCAACAACAGCAACAGCAACAGAAUCAGCACGGUUACUUCUUCUGUUGCCCCUGAUUCCUCUUCUAGGCGUGAUGGGAGCAACCACUCGGCACCGACGCUGAGCAACGAGGAAGGGAAAAUAAGUACCUUAUUGCGUGCAUGGGAUCUACAGCAGGUGCUUUUUGGCCUCAGGGACUUCCAGACGGGAGUUGUAACAUACGUGGAAGUGGAGGAACGAUUACGCGGCAUGCGGCUAAUGGAUGAGUGGAUGAUCCAAAAACUAUUUUUGGAGAGCGGCUGGGUGCGUCAGCUGCAAGAGAACGCUGAGACGGCACCCCAGCACCACGCUGUGGUGGGCGAGCAGAAGAUUCUACGCUACAUGCUGCAUCGUUUUAUUUCAGACGAAACCAUGUGGCGUGACGAUCUGCUUGCCUUAUUGGAGCUCCUUUUUACUUCUGUGGAUCAGUCAACAUGCCUUUCUUUUGAUCGUACGUCUUGUCACACCGAAUUGCACCCCUGCACGACGUCAGUGGAUAACUCUGCCUGCGGCCACGAAGAUGAUCACAACACAAGUGAAUUCUCGGUGAGAAUUCCAGGCUCCCUUUUUAAGGAACCCGAAAAGAUGAACUUCUACUCGUAUGGCUUGCAGAAUGUCCUGUGGGAGUUCCUGCAGGAGGAUGCAUCUUCUUUUGGAGACACCUCGGCACUCUGGCGCGUUUUUGUGGUAUCCUAUCGCAACCUGUUGUCUCUACCCUCGCCGCAGCGGCCGCCGUUUAGUCGAUACGAGUCUCAUCCUGGUAUAUUGGGGGCGGAGUUUGUGGGGGCAAUGCGCUCUAAGCAAACUAAGAGCCCCAGGGAGAAUUCGGAUGAAGUGGCACUUGGGGAUACGCCUCAAGAGCCUGUGGAAUGUGAUUUGCCGAAUGACGGGCAGGAAGAAACGUCGAGAGACGGCGAAGAAGACAAAGUGAUGAUGAUGAACGAUGAAAGUGGGAACUCGUACUUGCGUGAUAGGUUCUACAUGAGUGUGAUUGAGCCGGGUGAAGUUUCUUUUCCCGCAGGAGAUGCCAGGCCGAGUGGUGUUUUGUGUGGAGCCGGAAAUGAGCACACACCAGAGCGGCAUUCAGGUGUUUUUCCGGCCUCUUGGCGAGGGGAACGCGAGAUUCUCAACCCCGGGAACGGGGAGCUGGAGGAUAUUCACCUCAACCACCUCUGGGGUAUAUUUCAAAAGAUGAAGCUGGAAGACAGCAUCGACAUGUGCCGUGCGGUGCGUCAUGGAAAUCUGGAGAAAUUGAGGUGGGAAGUGUUUAUGGACGUCCUUGCCAAGGAAAGGUCUUUUGUUGCUUUUUUUUGCACGCGACGAGGUGCGGGCGUUGACCCCACCACACCUGACAUAUCGUCGGCUCAGUCGACUGCAUCAAGAACUGAAAGUAAUUGCCUCAUGGACUUCCACUCGUGGCCACGGCGUGCCCCCACCAUCACUCCCAUCGUUUGA
Molecule: messenger RNA, 1647 nt
Organism: Trypanosoma cruzi
Lineage: Eukaryota; Euglenozoa; Kinetoplastea; Trypanosomatida; Trypanosomatidae
Exons: 1
Coding region: 1-1647 (548 amino acids)
Source: RefSeq, a predicted model, not a curated record